Molecule: messenger RNA, 2007 nt
Organism: Siniperca chuatsi (mandarin fish)
Lineage: Eukaryota; Metazoa; Chordata; Actinopteri; Centrarchiformes; Sinipercidae
Product: histone H1-like
Exons: 1
Coding region: 458-1162 (234 amino acids)
Biological process (GO): nucleosome assembly
Cellular component (GO): nucleosome
Molecular function (GO): structural constituent of chromatin; DNA binding
Source: RefSeq, a predicted model, not a curated record
CCGUCUAACCGCCUGAGUCACCGACAGCAACCGUGUGUUUACCUCCACCGAAAACCUCUCUGAUUAAAACGAAAUUAAUCACAUUACUGCCGAGAUUUCAGUUUUAUUCUUUCCUCACACGUCUCUGCUUACGGGAAAACCACUGUCACGUUUAAUAAAGAUUACUUUUAGCCAUUUUUAGAGACGAAAUGUGAAGAAAACUCGCUGCGAGUUGUACAAAGUGGCUGUGUAUUAGAGAGGUUUGAAGCCUCCUGGAAACAAAUAAAGGAGUCCUGGUCACCAAACAUGACCUCAGUCUGAAGGGAAGAGCGUUUUCUCACUGAUACAAUAACAAUUGUGGUCUAAAACUGUCCUCUUAUAUGGAUUUUAUCCCCAAAACGUGGAAGAGAAAACACAAGUGUCGCCACAUUUCAGCCGGCGGCCGGGCGGCUGUGCGUGUUGCCUCUCCACGGUUCUCAUGUGCUUUAUAAGUCCCGCCUCCUGCUCUGAGCUCGGACACGUUCAGACGAACACAGCAGAGCGCAGACACGCAGAGAUGGCAGAAGAAGUUCCAGCAGCGGCCCCGGUGAAAGCCCCGGCUAAAGCCCCGAAGAAGAAGGCGACUCCCCGCCCCAAGAAGGAUGGCCCCACCCUCCCGAAGCUGAUCCUCAGCGCCGUGGCUGAGUCCAAGGAGCGCAAGGGGAUGUCGCUGGCGGCCAUCAAGAAGGUUCUGGCCGCCAAAGGCGUCGAUGUGACCAAGUCCAACAAGCGCAUCAACACCGCCGUGACCAAGCUGGCCACCGGAGGAACCCUGAGCCAGACCAAAGGCACCGGGGCGUCCGGCUCCUUCAAGCUCGCCAAGAAGGAGCCCAAAGCCGCCGCACCUGCGAAGAAAGUGGUGAAGAAGAAAGCGCCCGUCAAAGCCAAGAAGCCCGCAGCAAAGAAAACCGCGGCGAAGAAGCCGGCAGCCAAGAAGCCGGCAGCGAAGAAAGCAGCGGCAGCCAAGAAGUCCCCGAAGAAGGCUGCGGUGAAGAAAGCCGCGGCGAAGAAGCCGGCAGCGAAGAAGACUCCCAAGAAGACCCCCGUCAAAAAGAUGACGGCCGCGAAGAAGCCCGCCGUCAAGAAGCCCGCUGUGAAGAAAGCUCCGGUAAAGAAAACCGCAGCCAAGAAGUCCAAGAAGUGAAGCGGCUCCGGCUCAUCCAGCACUCAGUGCACCAAAGGUUCUUUUAAGAGCCACCACAGCUUCCCCUCAAGAGCUUCUCCUGCAUCAUGUCACCACAUUUAACUCAGUCAAAUGCUCAAAGAUGAUGAAGACGUUUUAUGCUACUUCCUAUCUUUCCUUGAUGAUAAUCUUCAUGAACACAUUUUAAAGUGAUGACACUUCUGUUUGGGCUUUUAAAACAUCAGAAAUAUUUUGUUACAGCUGCUCACUAUCAACUCAGUGCACACAGGAAUAGAAUUACUAGGCAAAUCAGAAAAUAUAUAUAUAUAUAUAUAUAUAUAUAUAUAUAUAUAUAUAUAUAUUAUUAGUAAUAGUGCAUGUACAGUUAAGUGUAGUUUAAGAUGAUUAUGAGAUGGAGGAUAUUGCACUGCAGUAAUAGAAGUAUGAAUAAAUAUCAAUGAAUAGGGAAUUUUAAACUGAGAAGAGUAUAUUGCACAUCAGUAUUAAAUAGAGAAUAUUGCACAAUUACUUCUAGUAUUGCAGUGAUGUUAAUGGUCCAAUGUCCAGUUUAAUGACUUAGGGUCAUGUAGACUAACAGGAGUUAGUUAAAGAAGGCAGGAAUGACUUCCUGUGGUGCAUUUUGGGGGGGAUGAGUCUUUCGCUGAACAUGUUGGACUGAUUCAUGAUCCAUAUCUGUGAUUGCUGUUGACAACAACAGAACUACCUCUAAUACACAUAAGUUUAUUAGGAUUUAUCUUGUUGCAGGUUUGUAAGAGUUUAAUGUGUUUUGUUUUAUUUCCUUUUGGUAGCUUUUUGCUUUUUUUUUCUUUCUUUGUGAAAUAUGCUUAAAAUCACACUUAUCAACA